GUCAGCGUUAGGUUGAGGUUAUGUCCUUCCAUAGUUUCCAUCUGAGUCUGUUGUUUGUUUGUUAUUUCAAUGUUCACCACAUGAAAUGAACUAUGAUUAAAUUUAUUGAAUGCUGACUAGUUGAUGGUAAAAAUAAUUUAUAAAAUGCCAACCAUUGUAGCAGUUGAUGUUUCACUGUCAAUGGCGCAGCCUGUUGCACUUGAAUCUGGCGAAACGUUCACUCGGCUUCAACUCGCAAUUCAUGGAAUCAACACUCUUCUCGAUUACUUCUCACUCUACUCUAAACUCGAAUUUGUCGCUGUUGUGGCGUUCUCCUCAGCAUGUGAAGUAAUAUCGCAUUUCACGAGAGAUUUUGAUCAGUUGAAAUUGAAACUGAACCGACUUGAGGAAUGUGACAAGCAGGAUAUUGAAGCUGCACUACAGGCUAUCAACACUAUUGUGCUCAGUGAAUGGGGUACAGCCACUCCUUGUCAGGUAAUUGUGAUAACGGACGGGGACUUGACGAAGGUGAGCCAACCGAGCGCUGCGCUGCCGUUCCCGUUUCCGGGCAAGAUGGUGGCGGUGGCCCUGACAGCGGCCGGCAGCCACACGCCCAACCUGCGGCGCCUGGUGGAGGCGUCCGGUGGCCCCGAUGGCUGCGUCCUCAUGCCCGACAGCCAGCACCUGUCCCCCGCCUGUGUGCACUCUCUCUUCCACAAGCUCGCCCAAGACAACUACAGCUCGUUCACCGGCACGCUCAAGUGCGGACACCUCGCCUGUAAAGUCAUUCUGUCGCCGUCGCCGGUGCCGUACACAAAAACGACAGACUUCGACGUGGAAACGAUGAGCCUGUCGGGCGUGCUGGAGGUGUGUGGCUUCGUGGAGGUGGCUCACGUGGGGAGUCCGGCCGCCGUGUCCCGCCACCUGGUACUGCCCCACCCCGCCUCCAACCCCGCCCCCCACCCUGCCCCCGCCCCAUCACCGGUCAAGACCGAGGCGCCAGAGUCGGACGAUGACAAUCACGAUGACGGCCGAACGCCUUCAUUCUGCGUGCUUUUGCAUGGUGCUCUCAAGGUUGAGAACAUGGCAGCUAUUUGCCAGGUUGGCAGUGACUGGUACGGUGUGCUCUAUUCAUGGGCUGAUUCCAAGAAAAAAUCAAAUCUAAUGCUGACACUUCUGGAGCCAGGCACUGAUACCGUUCCUUGGCUUGGCAACUUCAAACACCUUGGUGUACUAUCAGACCCUGAGAAUCCAAAUCCUGAGGAAACUUUCCCUAUAAGACCUGCAGAAAAACGAAGCUAUUCACAGAACAAUUGUGUGGUCUGGAUCCGACAAGCUGGUUUGCAAUCCGACAUCCAGAAAAUUCUAAGGCAUGCGAGAAAGUUACCUGAGAAAACCACACAUUUCUACAAGGAGCUGAACCGGGUGCGUCGCGCGGCCAUCGCGCUGGGCUUCAUGUCGCUGGUGGACGGACUGGCGGCCAUUUUGGAGCGAGAGUGCACCCUGCUGCCGGGCACUGCGCAUCCAGACUGCGCACUCCAGCUCACGCAUGCGGCCGGCGCACUCAGGCAGCCUUACAGCCGCGACCCCAAGUACAACGUCAUGCCUAUGCGCACAAAGUACACCGAUGCUGAUUGAUAUCCAUGAUGUGUGUCGACGACUAAAGCAAAGUGAAUGAGAUAAUAGAAUAGAAUGACUUAUUUAUUUGUUGACGUGGCGAAGUUUGGAUAGUAAUGUCCACUCUACCACUUAACCUCGUCGAUAGCAGAAAAAAUACAAAAAUAAAUUACAAAAUAUACAGAUAUAGUAAAGAAUCGAAGCAAAGAAUGACAAUAAAAUGUAAUAAAAGUAAUGAGAGUAAAUGAUAACAACUUAGAGCCUGUUCACAUGACAGCGAUUUACGUUCGGUUGUCGCGCGGUUGACAAACCGAGCGAUUGCCAGGUAUAGGGAAACACAUGGUGCCGUACACAUGCAUCGCUCGGUUUUAGUAGUCGCCGGCGAAUCGCGGCGGUUGUAGUCUCAGACUACAACCGCUCGGUUGUCGCUCGGUUGCCGGGCGUCUCGAUAUACUAGAGCAGGCAUGAGAGCGUACACAUGUCUUCAGUCAACCGAGCGGUUUCGAUCAGAGCAGUAAUAUAUGUUUAAGAGUAAUAUAGUGAAUAAGUAAAUAGAUUAAGAUAUGAAGAUUGAGUACAUAGAUGUUGUACCUAGUAAUUAUUUAUCAUAACCGAGCGCAAACCGCUCAUGAAUCGCUGUCAUGUGUACGAGGCUGGCAAACCGAGUGAUUUGCCAAUCGAGCGACAACCGAGUGUAAAUCGCUGUCAUGUGAACAAGCUGUAAUAUUUGUGCAAUCCCUCAGCAAGUCAUCAAUGAAGCUCGUGGUGUGUAUUAGUAUCCCUGGAGGAAAAAGGUGGCGUGUAUCAUGGGACUAAAGUACAGUGGAUAAGAUAGUGAGAGUAUACUGAAGGCGAUUAAUAACUGCACAAUCCUUUAGAGAUAGCUGCUCUAUAGUAGAGAUCGUGAUGUGUGAUGUUAUCCCUCGAGCAAUAAUGCUGUGUAUAUUACAGGACUUGAGUUUAUUGAAUUUCAUAUUGCAUGUAACGUAUAGUUUAGUAUAUAGUAUAGUAUAAAAUAACGUCAGGUGCAUAUAGUAUAUAAUCCACUGCGAAAAUGUGACUGUGUGAUUAGGGAGAUAAUUCCUAAAAAAAUGACUGAAUCAAUCAAAAACAUAAUGUUGUUAGCAUGACUGAUAGAUGAAACGUAUUGUCGCUAUCAAAAUAUUAUGAUUGGUAUUAAUGGAAAUCGUGAUGUUUUGUUUGCAUCACUCAAGGAUUAAUGUUAUGUGCAUCACAUAACUAAAGUAUUUUUCCUCUGUCUUGGAAAUGAGACGUUUUGUUACUGCAGAUGGUUCAUUCACGAAAAAAAAUGUUGGAAUUGUAAAAAAUGAAGGUGUACUGCCGUAGUGCGUACUGCAGAUGGUUCAUUCAAGAGAAAAUGUUGGAAUUGUAAAAAAGUAAGGUGUACUGCCGUAGUGCGUACUCCCAACUAAUGAAAGUCAUAGGAAUAUUUUUUUCAUGUAUCUUGUCAUAUAUCAUGUAUCUUGCAAAUAUAAUAAAAAACAUUUGUGGAGUAAAGUCUAAUUAAAUUGUAUCUGAUCACAUUCUAUUGUAGUCACAGGGAUUGCUAAUAUUUUUAAAAGAAGUCUAAUAACAAAAAUAAGGAUUCCAAGCAAGGUUAAAUCACCAUCAUCCAAAAUAAGUAAUGUAGAUACGUAUUUUAUUCAUAUGUAUUUUUUUAUUUUGUUAUUCAUCCUAUGAACUUCGUUGUAAUGCAUCUUGGGAAUCGUAAAUAUUGAUUAAGACCAGACCUGUUUCACAUAGAAUAUUGAUACAGUAUUAAAAAAACUAUUACUCUGGCUUUA
This is a messenger RNA of Nilaparvata lugens (brown planthopper), 3401 nucleotides long. RefSeq names its product integrator complex subunit 14 (gene IntS14). Gene Ontology annotation, cellular component: integrator complex. Lineage: Eukaryota; Metazoa; Arthropoda; Insecta; Hemiptera; Delphacidae. The coding region runs from base 124 to 1617 and encodes 497 amino acids. The record is from RefSeq and is a predicted model, not a curated record. The transcript is spliced from 8 exons. Gene Ontology annotation, biological process: snRNA 3'-end processing.